AUGCGGGCAACCGCGUCCCCGAAUCAUACCACAAUGAUGCUACGAUUCCUGGAUAACUGCAUGUCUGCGCUUUAUUCUGCACCCAGUAUUACCAUCACUGAUUUGAACAGGGCUCUGCUCACCAGUCGUUCCAUGGUUCGAGACCGAACACGAAAAGCGCUAAACCAAAAGGGUCAAGACUAA
Messenger RNA from Penicillium crustosum, 183 nucleotides. RefSeq lists its product as uncharacterized. The transcript has a single exon. The coding region runs from base 1 to 183 and encodes 60 amino acids. NCBI's taxonomy places the organism in Eukaryota, Fungi, Ascomycota, Eurotiomycetes, Eurotiales, Aspergillaceae. The record is from RefSeq and is a predicted model, not a curated record.